Molecule: messenger RNA, 2958 nt
Organism: Centruroides sculpturatus (bark scorpion)
Lineage: Eukaryota; Metazoa; Arthropoda; Arachnida; Scorpiones; Buthidae
Product: zinc finger protein GLIS3-like
Exons: 10
Coding region: 134-2761 (875 amino acids)
Biological process (GO): regulation of transcription by RNA polymerase II
Cellular component (GO): nucleus
Molecular function (GO): DNA-binding transcription factor activity, RNA polymerase II-specific; RNA polymerase II cis-regulatory region sequence-specific DNA binding
Source: RefSeq, a predicted model, not a curated record
UAGGAGUUUCAGUCGGCUGUGCGCUCGGUACUCGAGUCGCCAAACAAUCGACUAAAUGGACAUGUGCUCGAACAAGGUAUCUUAGUCUAAGGCUAUUCGUCGCCGGCCAAGAGAAUCACGUGAUUCGGAAAGAAUGUCGGAAAGGCGAUUCUCCACCAAAAAUCUCGAAUAUCUGAAUCAAGAAACCGUCGGAAGUCAAGAAUGUAACAAAACUCCGCAGCAGAUGCAGGGAAAUUUCUGUUCGCUAACGUCAUCGAACCAUCAAUCGUGCAAGAAAUGUCCGGAUAUCGGUAUUCCUUCCAACUAUUCUCUCGGACUGAUUCAACGUUUAGAGAAGUGCAGAUCGGAUUCGGGACGUUUGGAAUCGGCAGACUCUACGCCACGUUCUAAUUCCUUAUAUAGAAGCGGCUACGACAAUUUGGCUGUCGGGCAUUUCAUGCCCCAACAAAUAAAUUCCGGUUUGAAUAGUUCAACUAUUAAGAACAGUUUACCGAGAUUAAAGUGCCUUACUACCAUGCAUUUAGACAUUUUGCCCUCACCUGUGGGAAGCAGCAAUUCGCCUCUUCAUAACAAUCUUAGCAGUUCUGCCAGUCCGUUCGCAGAGAUGUCUCCCGAGUCCAAUUAUAUUCAUUCUGCCGGAAACAAAGACACUUACGACGAUGCCGAAGCGUUAAUCGACAGUAAUCUUCUUUGCUACAACCACGAUCUUCUGUGCAACUAUCCGGACGACAUGCUGGCCAAUCUCAUCGCCACCGAUCAUUUGUACAGUUCGUGUUUAGAAUCGAACAGUUGUCAGUCUUCCAAUUCUUAUCUAGACGUACUUCACUCCAACGAUCUGUCUUCGAUAUUCCUGUCCCCUCAAUCUUCGUCAAUCAACACUCCACCGUCGGAAAUUCCGCUUUCUCCGUCACCUAUGGAAAAAGACCAAGCCACUUGCAUCAAACCGGAGACACAGUUGCCAUCAUCCAGAGAUUUCUUGGAAAGUAAUUUGGGUGUCCAGAUGGCUCCACCUCUUCCAACGAAUUAUUCCGAUUUAUCGUCUUACCCCGCAUCAUUUGCCAAUCCGCGACAUUCCUAUUCCAGUCGCAGUUCUCGGAAUAAACGUUCGCUCUCCAUUUCGCCCCUCUCCGCCGAGGGACUGGACCUGAAUGCCAUUAUUAGAAUGUCUCCCACGUCACUAGUGGCUUACCUGGGUGGAUCUCACAGUUCCUCUUCUAGCAUGUCGCCCGCCGGGGACAAGACCGGAUGCUACGGGCAUUUAUCCGCGCGAAACAGCACCGGUAGUCCGCAGUCCAUAUUUUCUAAUCCCAGAUUAUCUUACUCGCAGAAUCAAUUGCCAAACAUUCGGGACGAGUCUAUGGGCCUGGACGGCAAUCUCGCCGUGUACCAGAGCAUGGAAAUAUUAGAAUCCAAUUGCUUCGUGGCCAACACCAGCGGCUCGCUCCCUUCUAAUCGAGCCGUCCUUUCCCAGAACGAUUCCUCCCAUUUUCUGGAGAAUCAGCGGGUGAAAUCCGAGCCUUUUACCGAAUCGUCCUGUCUGUAUUCGGCGGAAUCUUCGGGAAAUCUACCGCCUCAAGUGCCCAUCCACCCUCCUCCCAGUUACGAUCAACACAUGGCACGAAAAUUGAAAUUUCAAAAAAAGAAUUCUUCGGACAGCAGCCAGAGCCAACCUUCCAGUUAUUCGAGUUUCGAUAGUUCGGAAGGGGAAAGAGCCGCCGAUGGUACCGAUACGGAACAGGGAAAACCUCAUUACGUGUGUCGAUGGGUGGAUUGCAUGUCGACGACGUUCUCUAACCAAGACGAAUUGGUGAAGCAUAUCGAGAAGUGUCACAUCGAUCAGAGGAAAGGAGAAGAUUUCGCAUGUUUCUGGCAGAGUUGUCCACGAAGAUAUCGACCGUUCAAUGCUCGAUACAAAUUGUUGAUUCAUAUGAGAGUUCAUACUGGCGAGAAACCUAACAAGUGCACGUUCGAAGGCUGCAGUAAAGCAUUUUCACGUCUGGAAAAUUUAAAGAUACAUCUGAGAUCUCACACGGGAGAAAGACCCUACGUAUGUCAAUACACGGGAUGCUGCAAGGCUUUCAGCAAUUCGUCCGAUCGAGCGAAACACCAAAGAACCCAUCAGGACACCAAACCAUACGCUUGUCAAGUUCCUGGUUGUUCGAAACGUUACACAGAUCCCAGUUCUUUGAGAAAACACGUUAAAAACCACUCUGCAAAAAAUGAUCCUGCUAAAAAAAAGUUAAGAAGCGGGAUAACAGAUAUCGAUGCAGAGCUGCUAAAUGAAUGUCUGAUCAUUCAGCCGAUAGUUCCUAUCUCUCAAACUGAAAACCCGCCCAUAAAUAACACGAGCCUUCCCGAUAUACAUCAUCAUCCCAAAUGUUUGACAAGUCACCAAGCAGUUAAUCCCACGACAAGCCACACAUCAAAUUUGGAAAGAAGGUCCGAGUUUGACAGGAGCGACACUAUUUAUCACACAAAUUUUACGAGUAGAAUUCCAGUUCUUCCACCCAUAAGAAAUUCUAUGAAGCAAGAAUUAGCGGGUCCAAAGUCAGUUAAUUUAUAUUCAUACCGCGAAUCAGAUUCCACUGGUUUAAUGAAUAAUUCUGUUAAAGAUUCUAGGAAAAUAUCUAGCAAUUUUCCAUCCGUUUUCAAACAAGAUCCGGAUGAUUUCCAAGGAAAUGUUACUUUACCAUCACUGGAUGACAUGACAACAAGCUUUACUUCGUUUGAUUCUCUUUCUCAUUUUGGAGGGAUUUCCUGAAAAGCUGAAAUGUAGCGAAUUUUUUCGAAAGAGUUAGUGCAUUUUAUAGCACCAGAGUUCCGAGUGAAAAUAGUUUACAUUAAUGAAUUUGUCUCUAGGCUCCGUAAUAAUUAAAAUCAAAAUAUAUAAGAAAAUAUAAAAUGCCUUAUCGAGACAAUUUUAUAAUCGGCACGGAAGAAAACUGUGACAUUUUACUU